Messenger RNA from Olea europaea var. sylvestris, 2135 nucleotides. Its product is annotated as nuclear speckle splicing regulatory protein 1-like. The record is from RefSeq and is a predicted model, not a curated record. The coding region runs from base 1056 to 1958 and encodes 300 amino acids. Gene Ontology annotation, cellular component: exon-exon junction complex. Lineage: Eukaryota; Viridiplantae; Streptophyta; Magnoliopsida; Lamiales; Oleaceae. Gene Ontology annotation, molecular function: mRNA binding. Gene Ontology annotation, biological process: mRNA processing. The transcript has 4 exons.
AAUUUCGACUCGAAACGCCAUCGUUCGCGGUUCGACCGGGAACCCAGGUUUCUGCUUUUGAAGUGAAAUUAGGUUUUUUCUAGACCGAUUCAAGAUUUUUCUCUUGUUAUCCGAUGUAGGUAAACUUGGGUUUUGAUGAAAUAGAUUCAUGACAGAACUUCGGUUAAAUAUGUGAACUUCAAAGUUUCAGUUAUUCGUAGAUCUGUAGUGAAAUAUAUGAAUAGAGCUGAGUUUUUCAGAACUUUUGGAUUCUUUGUUUAGGAAAAAAUGACUAAAGUACGGGAUAAUGUCAGUGUGAUAAUCUCUUGGCCUUUUGUUUCACUUGUUUUGUAAUUUUCACGUUGGUAAUUUUAAGCUUAAGCUUAUAAGCGCAAGCAGCAGUUAUAAAACCAGUGGAUCGUUGUGUUCUAUUUAUUCCCAAUUUUUUUAUUAUUAGAGAAUUCUAUCGCCAGCAUGUAUGAGUGAUUCCAGCAGCUCAUUUCGUAACUCCAAAAGUUGUUUUUAAGUUGAUUCUCCACGUUGAUAUGCUCAAUAAUAUUGUUUAAGAUGAUUGUCUCAUUUACAUGUGCAAUUAUAUUUUUAUCAAUGCCAUUCAUUAGCCUUGGGUUUUGGGUCCGUAGAUGGCACUUGUCUGUACUACCAAUCCCUUGACACGCGUUUUAGCAAUUGCCUGAAUAGAAAACAUUUGGUUUGAUACCUUGGAUUUUGUUAUAAUUUCUACCCUUACUCUGAUUAUCAUUUCAUUUGUUCUUGCCUUGCCUAAAAGAGAAAGGAAAAAGGACCUUUCAUUGCAAUAGGCAGAUAGGACUGUCACGGUGAGGAAAAGAAAGAAAAAUUCUAUGCUUGAACUUUUACUGACUGUUGCAUAGUUUUGAACCUGUCUUUUCUCUUGCGCCAUGCUUUAUGCUCUUGAUACAUUCUCUGGUAUGCAAAUGGAUUAUUCGUUACAUAGAAUGUAGUUCAAGUAUUUGGCCCUGAGUAGUGAUUGAAUAAAUGUCCAACAACAUGAUCCAUUCCCUCUUGCAAUCCUGCUAGUCCUAAGAGAUCUAGGAGGGAUGGUAAACCGGGAACUGAAAGACCGCCUGCUGACAUCGAUUUCGAUAAAGAUCAUUUGGACCGGGGUCAGAAGCACCAACGUCGACUGCAGGAUGCAUUGCCCCUUGAGGCUCCAUCAGCACAGGGAUCUAAGGUUGAAACUCAAGCUGUUAGCAAAGAAGCUGAAAACAAGACUAAUGGACACCGUGAAGGAACCAAACAUUCUUCUGACCCAACUAAAAUACCUCGUUCGGAAUCAUACUUUCAGGCUUGCCUAUGCAUGCCUUAUACAGCACGAUGAUCGACGCAGUGCUGGGCAAGUUGGGAGAAGCUUCAGUCGCAGGACAGAUACUGAACAUGGAUGGAGGAGAGAUCCUAAGGAGCAGCAUAGCGACAGGAUGGAAAAGAAAGCAGUGUCAAGCGAUAAACUGCAAAAGGAAGAGAAAGCUAAAGAUAAUGGGGAAGACAAUCGUGUAUGGCGCCAUGAUGGGUACUUUGAAAUGGAGGCUGAUCCAAAACCAUAUGUACGUAAACGGCCUUCCUUUAGAGAGCAAAAGAUUCCUGCAGAUCCUGAGAAAACUGACAAGGCAAUCACAAACCCUCAAGAUCUCCAAGUAGACAAUGUAAGACGAGGUGAACGAGAGAAUGUCUCCCGUAAUUAUGACAGACCCGAGAGAUCAUUCAUGAAGGAGAGGGAGGCGAAAAGGGGUGAGGCAUGGAGGGGUAACUCAUCAAGAGAGAGGUACGGUAACAGCAGUGGUUUCAGGGGCAGAGAUAGACUCGGUACAAGACAAAGCUAUCGUCCGACUGGUGGCCGUGUUGAGAAAUGGAAGCACGAUCUUUACGAGGAGUCGAAUAGGAGUCCGACUCAAAAGAAUGAAGAGGAUCAGAUUGCCAAAAUUGAAGCUCUCUUGGCUUCAUAAACAUUGAGUCGCUUUAUUUUAGGAUUGCAUUACAACUUCUAACUUGAAGCAACAUUCCUUUAAACCCCCCAAAUCCAGAAUCCUCUCAUCAGUUUACUGUGGAGUCAAAGUUACGAUUAUGUUUUGAAUUACAAUUAUUUUGUGCACCAGAUUUAUUGCAUUUUGUUUCAAUAGUGA